Molecule: messenger RNA, 624 nt
Organism: Penicillium egyptiacum
Lineage: Eukaryota; Fungi; Ascomycota; Eurotiomycetes; Eurotiales; Aspergillaceae
Source: the annotation of a GenBank genome assembly
AUGGCUGGUAUAAAUCGCAAAUUUGUCGACCCUCUUCCCUUCCAGGCACAAACCAACACACUCUCAGAAUCCAUCCCCGAAGAACGCUGGAAGCAUCUCCCGCCAUACGAGGUGAAAUCCGGGGAACAAUUCGGCCCAAUCGAAUGGCGUGGAAAGUGUUUCUGUGGAAAGAUCACCUAUCUCUUGAAGCGAGAGAAACCACUCAAUGCCAAAUAUUGCCAUUGUCGUGUGUGUCGGGUUACCCACGCAGCUCCUGUUCAGUGGUCGGCUAUUUUCCACAAGCAUGACAUAUUAUUCACCAAUGGUGCGAGCGGUCUGGCAUUUUAUUCUACUACACAUCGAAAUCAGAAACACGUGUUGCCUACCAAGGUGUCCUGUGCCAAUUGUCGGACACCUAUCAUGGAUGAAGGCCGGAAUAUGUGUCUGAUCUUCCCUCAAUUGAUUCAGAUCGAGGGCUCUAGCCAGGAGCAAAGAGAGAAGAGGGAGGUUUUUAACCCAACAUGUCAUAUCUUUUAUAACUCCCGCAUGUCAGAUUGUCCCGAUGGUCUCCCCAAGUGGAGUGGAAAGGAGAAUUCUAGUGUCCCAAUGGAUGACGACGGUAUUCCAAUCGGAGUCGAGAAAUGA